AGGCUCUAAACUUUAUGUUUUUAGGCUUUGGAAGAAAAAGAGCCUCAGACUACCUGUUUUAUACUUAGCAACACAGGGGAAUGAAGUGCCUAAACACAUUAAACUUCUCAUUUGGGGAGGGGGUGCAGUUAGGAUGCAGCAGGCUAGUCUCUUCCUAAAAGAAGUUGGAACGGUUUAGUGGAAAGAGUACAGGACUUGGGAAGCAAUUUUAAAGUGCCUACUAUGUGUCAGACACAGUACUAAGCGCUGGGAAUACACAGAAAGGCAAAAAGGCAGUCCCUGCCCUUAAGGAGCUCAGUCUCUGGAUCUGUCGUGUAAAAAGGCACCUCUCUAAACCUCGGUUUACUAAUCUAUAAAAUGGGGGUGAUUAUUUUUUUCCGUUUAACUCAUUUGGGGGGCGUUGUGAGCCAAUUAUUUUAAGUGUUGUAUAAACGUGAUUUAUCGUUCCGCCCCCAGCCUUCCCCACCUCUUCACCAGAAGUAAGCCUUGGAAUACUACUGCAACUGGCCACCGCUGUAAAGUAGUCUUGGCGACAUGACCCACCUCCUUUCCAGCUGUGGCCAAUCAUUGCUCGACGUUCCAUUCUCCUUGUACGCCCAACGAGCCGGAGAACCUCUGGCCGAUAGAUGGCGCUGUCCUCAGCCAUUCCCUAGUUUAGGGUCGGCUCUGUUGAGUUUGUCCCAGCCGUUGAUCCGUAGGUUUCUCGUCUCUUCCCUCCUCACCCCAACCCCCCACCCUGGUCUUCUCGCGCGCGCGUGCGCUCUGGGACAGGCGCGUUGCUGCUGCCAGAGUCGGAAAAAAAUCAUGUCCUUCUUUUGGUCGCUGAGAAUUUUUCAGCAUUUGGGGUCCCGGAGCCGGCAGCUGCACCUGGGGUCCCACCUCCUCCACGCGGGAGCCAUGGGGCCCGAGGCCGCGUCCCGCAAGGAACACCUGAAGAAGCUGAGGCAGAAGACCGGCUACUCCUUCACCAACUGCAAAAAAGCGCUGGAAACUUGCGGUGGCGACCUGGCUCAGGCAGAAGCUUGGCUACAUAAGCAGGCCCAGAAGGAAGGAUGGAGCAAAGCUACUAAACUUCAGGGAAGAAAAACUAAGGAAGGGCUGAUCGGAUUGUUACGGGAAGGGAAUUCAGCUGUAAUGGUAGAGGUGAACUGUGAGACAGAUUUUGUUUCUAGAAAUGUAAAGUUUCAACAACUGGUCCAGCAAGUGGCCCUUGGAACCAUGUUGUACUGUCAGAGUCUGAGGGAGCAGCUCUCUACAUACAACAAGGGUUUUCUAGAGACAGCUGAGCUCUCUCGGCUUAGAGCUGGACCUAAUAGAGAAGACUCUCUCAAGGACCAGUUGACAUUAUGUAUUGGCAAACUGGGAGAAAACUUGACUCUUAAGCGAGCUGCGUGGGUGACUGUUCCACAUGGAUUCUACAUUGGUUCCUAUGUACAUGGAGCAGUGCACAGUCCCUCUCUCAGUAACAUGGUACUUGGGAAAUAUGGUGCACUAGUCAUCUGUCAGACAUCUGAAGAGAAAUCGAACCUUGAAGACAUUGGUCGACGACUUGGGCAGCAUGUCGUGGGAAUGGCUCCUUUGUCUGUAGGCUCGAUGGAAGAUGAGCCUGGUGGAGAAGAGGAAACAAAAAUGCUUGCCCAGCCCUAUUUGCUGGAUCCUAGCAUCACAUUGGGACAGUAUGUAAAGCCCCAGGGUGUGUCUGUGGUUGAUUUUUUGCGGUUUGAAUGUGGAGAAGAUUUAGGGGCAGCAAAAACAGAAUAGACUCCAGGGACAUUCUGGACCUUAAAAAUUAUUAACUGAGCCACUCUACAUCCUGAGCAGGGUUGGUUUGAUCACUGUUUCAGGAAUACAUGUGAGCUAUUUUUCUUUGGGGUUAUGGUAAAACUGAAAAGGUAAUUCAAUGCAGCAGCUCUAAAUAAAGAUGCUUCCCUCCCUGUA
Dromiciops gliroides (monito del monte) is the source of this 1938-nucleotide messenger RNA. RefSeq names its product Ts translation elongation factor, mitochondrial (gene TSFM). The coding region runs from base 535 to 1761 and encodes 408 amino acids. Gene Ontology annotation, cellular component: mitochondrial matrix. The transcript has 6 exons. The record is from RefSeq and is a predicted model, not a curated record. Lineage: Eukaryota; Metazoa; Chordata; Mammalia; Microbiotheria; Microbiotheriidae. Gene Ontology annotation, molecular function: protein binding; translation elongation factor activity. Gene Ontology annotation, biological process: mitochondrial translational elongation.